CUGGAAUACAGCCUAGAACCUUCCACUUAAAACUCCCUCUUUCUAUUUGUUACCACUCAGACUCGCUCACGACGAGAUAGUUUGUUUAUCUUGGUAGUGAACUGAUCUUCUGCGUCUGCAAGUUGAAUCCCGUUCGGCAAUGGCUAAACGGUUGAUCCCAACUCUGAACAGAGUACUUGUGGAGAAAAUUGUGCCCCCUUCCAAAACCACAGCUGGUAUUCUCCUCCCAGAAAAAUCAUCCAAGUUGAACUCUGGUAAAGUGGUUGCGGUUGGACCCGGGCUGCGUGGGGAAGCAGGGGGGAACCAUAUCCCGGUUGCUGUGAAAGAAGGCGACACGGUUCUUUUGCCUGAAUAUGGGGGAACACAAGUCAAAUUGGGCGAAAAAGAGUACCAUUUGUACAGGGAUGAGGAUAUCUUGGGGACUCUGCACGAUUAAUCAAUCCAUAAAACAACGUUAGGAAUGUCGCAUGGAUUGGAUUGAAUUGGGUUUCGGCUUCAUGUUUGUUUCUUGAGAUUAGUUGUAGGUGUUGGUGUUUCAAGUGUAACUGAUUAUUGAAGUUGUUUUGCAAUCCAAUGAUCAAUGAGGAAUUCUGUUUUUGAGGUCGUUAUCUUUGGUUCAAAUUGCUGUGGCAGUUUGUUAUUAUUACCUAAAAGGAAAAGCUGCGCUUUUGACAUAAUUGAUUGUGAUUGUGCUCCUCCCAAUUCUCAUUCAA
Sesamum indicum (sesame) is the source of this 713-nucleotide messenger RNA. RefSeq names its product 10 kDa chaperonin, mitochondrial. Gene Ontology annotation, cellular component: mitochondrion. Lineage: Eukaryota; Viridiplantae; Streptophyta; Magnoliopsida; Lamiales; Pedaliaceae. The record is from RefSeq and is a predicted model, not a curated record. Gene Ontology annotation, molecular function: metal ion binding; protein-folding chaperone binding; ATP binding.